Molecule: messenger RNA, 1261 nt
Organism: Malania oleifera
Lineage: Eukaryota; Viridiplantae; Streptophyta; Magnoliopsida; Santalales; Ximeniaceae
Product: annexin D3
Exons: 6
Coding region: 213-1166 (317 amino acids)
Cellular component (GO): cytoplasm
Molecular function (GO): calcium ion binding; calcium-dependent phospholipid binding
Source: RefSeq, a predicted model, not a curated record
AAUAAAGGAUUUCCUGUGUCAACUGAUCUCUGCAUGAGGGAAAACAGAAACUGAAGAGAGAAAGUGAAGGAAAACAGCGAAGAAGAGUUCUUGGAGGACAGCAGUUUCGCGGAAUAACAAACUAGCUUUCCCAGUGGAUUAAAACCCACGAAAGAAAAUACUCGUUGUUUGUUUCGGAUGAUUUUUUAAGAGAGAAAAAUCUGAGACGAGAGAUGGGGACGCUCAGAGUGCCAGAAGUCGUUCCUUCUCCAACCCAAGACAGUGAGAGGCUCAGAAAAGCUUUUAAUGGGUGGGGAACAGACGGGAAGGCAGUGAUAUGGGUAUUGGGGCACAGAAAUGCAGCCCAGAGGAGGAAGAUCAGAGACACUUACCAGCAGCUUUACAACGAAUCCCUCGUCGAUCGUCUCCAGUCUGAACUUUCUGGGGAUUUCCGUAAGGCAGUGACAUUGUGGGCAUAUGACCCUCCAGAAAGGGAUGCUAAACUGGCUAAGGAUGCCUUGAAAACAAAGAAGAGCAUUAAACACCUACAAGUGAUAGUUGAAAUAGCAUGUGCAUCAUCUCCUAACCAUUUAAUGGCUGUAAGGCAGGCCUACUGUUGUCUCUUUGACUGCUCACUAGAAGAAGACAUCACAUCUAGCGUCUCGCAAUCCCUUGGAAAGCUUCUAGUAGGUCUAGUGAGCUCCUACAGGUAUGAUAGACAAAUGGUUGAUCAGAGCAUUGCGAACUCGGAAGCAACUAAGCUGCGUGAAGCAAUCGAAAUGAAAAAAUUAGACACUGAUCAUGUUAUAUGGAUACUUGGCACGAGGAAUUUCUUUCAGCUCAGAGCAACUUUUGAUUCCUACAAGCAAAAAUAUGGAAAUCCAAUAGAUCAGGAUAUCAAGAGUUGUGGGAAUGGCGAUUUGGAAUUUAUAUUGAUGGUGGUAGUUUGGUGCAUAGAAUCCCCAGAGAAACACUUUGCAGAGGUUGUUAAAACUUCUGUUCUUGGGCUUGGCACUGACGAGGAUUCAUUAACCAGAGCCAUUGUUACUCGAGCAGAGAUCGACAUGACAAAAAUUAAAGACGAGUAUAAUAACAUGAGCAAAACCAGCGUUGAUGAUGAUGUUAUUGGUGAUACAUCAGGAGACUACAAGGACUUCUUGCUCACCUUGCUUGGAUCAUCAUUCUAGUCAUCUUUGCUUAUGUUAAUUCAUAGAUUGGAUUGCUUCUAUUUUUAUUUGGUGUCUUUGGAAUAAAUUUGGAAUAAUAACCACAUUGUUUGCAA